Molecule: messenger RNA, 4831 nt
Organism: Stegastes partitus (bicolor damselfish)
Lineage: Eukaryota; Metazoa; Chordata; Actinopteri; Pomacentridae
Gene: rfx1a
Product: regulatory factor X, 1a (influences HLA class II expression)
Exons: 18
Coding region: 141-2813 (890 amino acids)
Biological process (GO): regulation of transcription by RNA polymerase II
Cellular component (GO): nucleus
Molecular function (GO): DNA-binding transcription factor activity, RNA polymerase II-specific; RNA polymerase II cis-regulatory region sequence-specific DNA binding
Source: RefSeq, a predicted model, not a curated record
GCCACGGUAGCCCUGGCGACAAGAACCCAGCAACGAGAAUCAACAACAACAACAACCGAAUCCGCCAUAAAAAUAAAAGAAGAUAUUUCACCAGUGGGAAAUACACACGUGGACCCGGAGGGUGAUUCCCAGCUCUUGUAAUGGCCACCUCAGGCUACGUAGGUGAGAUCCAGCCAGCAGCCCAAACCCAGGGGGCCGCCGUUACCGUCACGCCAGGCCAACCCGAGGCCAGUUCCACACCUGCAGCUGCCCCUCAGUUUCUGGCUGAGAUUCAGACUACUGUGGCUACUCCCACUGUUGUCACGCCCACAGGUCAAACUACUCCCACUGAACAAGCCCCUUCCAUCAGCCCUCAGAAGCCUGCAGCUGGUAGUCAAGCCCCGUCCACAGCACAGGCCCAGCCCGCUCAGACACAGUAUGUGACUGCAGAGAUCCAGGGCUCCCCCACACAGUCUGGAAACGCUCAAAGCACCCCUCAGUACAUCGUCGUUACUGUCACAGAGGGUUCCCUUCACUCAAGUGACAGUGUGUCCGACUCCAGCCCCCCUCCAGCCGUGGUGCAGACAGGAGUUCCCACCCAGGUUGUUCAGCAGGUACAGACAGCUCAGCAGAGGUCCGUGGUGCAGGCCACCUCCCAGAUAGCCAAGACUGAGCCAGGCACGCAGCUCAGUGUCACCAGUCUGCAGCCUGUUCACAUCACCCAGGAGGUCCAGCAGCAGCUCACAUCAGUGCCAGUGCAACAUGUGUACACCAAUCAAGUGCAGUAUGUGGAAGGAGGAGACACGAACUACACCACCAGCACCAUCCGUUCCAGCACCUUCCCCUACACUGACACCCCCCUGUACACCCAGACCACAGCUGCCCCAUACUAUGAAGGUCAGCCCACUUCGGGCUCCCAGGCCUCCACCCCCGGCACACCUCUGACUGUCUCUGUGACUGCCGGCACCACAGGGGGCGUAUCCAUGUUUGUGGCUCAGCCCACUAGUGCAGCCGGGGGAGGAACCACGGUGGUGACGGCAGGUGGUACCACCAACGGGGCAGGGGAUGGGGCAGGCACCAAUGGUGGCGCAGCAGGCAGCUAUGUGAUCCAGGGGGGUUACAUGCUGGGCAGCAGCAGCAGUGGAGGGGCAGCUAGCAACAGUCAGAACUACUCUCACACCGCCCGCGCCUCCCCAGCCACUGUACAGUGGUUGCUGGACAACUAUGAGACAGCUGAAGGUGUGAGUCUGCCACGGUCCACCCUUUACUGCCACUACCUGCUGCACUGCCAGGAGCAGAAACUGGAGCCUGUGAACGCUGCGUCUUUCGGGAAGCUCAUUAGAUCUGUGUUCAUGGGGCUACGCACACGCCGCCUGGGUACACGGGGUAAUUCUAAAUACCACUACUAUGGGCUGAGAAUCAAGGCGGGCUCUUCCCUUCUCCGUCUGAUGGAGGACCAGCAACAUCUGGCCAUGAGGCAACAGCCGUUCUCUCAGAAACAGAGGUUGAAGCCUGUGCACAAAGUGGAAGGAAUGACCAAUGGCACAGCAGCAGGAGCAAGCCAGCAGCAGCAGCAGCAGCAGGGCUCAGGACACGUGGACAUCAGCACCCAGGUCCAGCAGUACCAGCAGUUCCUGGAUGCAUCCAGAGCUCUUCCAGAGUUCCCAGACAUCGACCUCCAGGGGAAGUCUCUACCAGAGGGCAUCGAGCUGGAGCACAUAAAGAGCUUUCAGCUGCUGUACAGAGAACACUGUGAGGCCAUCCUGGACGUGAUGGUCAACCUGCAGUUCACCCUGGUGGAGACUCUGUGGAAGACCUUCUGGAGGUUCAGCCAGAGUCAGGCUGGAGAUGCGACACUGGCUGUUCACGAUGAGUCAGAGAAGCGUCUCCCAAAGUCCUGCCUGGUGUUACUGUGCAAGUACGACCCAGUGCUGCGCUGGAGCCGUGACUGUGACAACAGCCUGUACCAGGGCCUGGUGGAGAUCCUCAUCCCUGACGUCCUCAGACCCAUCCCCAGUGCCUUAACUCAAGCCAUCCGCAACUUUGCCAAGAGCCUGGAGAGCUGGCUGACUAAUGCCAUGAUGAACAUCCCAGAGGAGAUGGUUCGCAUCAAGGUAACAUCAGCCAAUGCGUUUGCCCAAACUCUGCGUCGCUACACCAGUCUGAACCACCUUGCCCAGGCCGCCCGCGCUGUCCUCCAGAACACAGCCCAGAUCAACCAGAUGCUCUCCGACCUCAACCGUGUGGACUUUGCGAACGUCCAGGAGCAGGCUUCGUGGGUGUGCAGGUGUGAGGACCGAGUGGUCCAGCGGCUGGAGCAGGACUUCAAGCUGACCCUGCAGCAGCAGAACUCACUGGAGCAGUGGGCGGCGUGGCUGGAUGGUGUGGUCUCCCAGGUGCUGAAGCCCUACCAGCACAGCCCUGCCUUCCCCAAGGCCGCCAAGCUCUUCCUUCUGAAGUGGUCCUUUUACAGCUCCAUGGUGAUCAGAGACCUGACCCUGAGGAGUGCAGCCAGCUUUGGAUCCUUUCACCUGAUCCGCCUGCUGUAUGAUGAGUACAUGUACUACCUGAUAGAGCACAGAGUGGCCCAAGCUAAAGGAGAGACCCCCAUUGCUGUUAUGGGAGAGUUUGCCAGUUUAGGCCGGGGUCUGAACCAGCUGGAUCCUGACAAAGAAGAGGAAGAAGAGGAGGAGGAGGAAAGUGAUGAAGAAGGUCAGGAGCUGAGCCUUCCCUCGGACGGUGCCGUGCUGGGAGAGGAGUCUCUGGAGCCGCCGGCCAAGCUGGCCAGAACUGACCAGAGAGUCCUGUUCACCACCGGGUCAGCUGACAACUAGCGGCACUGUUACACCGACAGAUGUGGGCCGAUUAUACUGAUCUCACACACACACAGAUGUACAAAGAACACUAAUUUAUACACCUGACACAUGUAUAUAGAUCUUGUCGAUGUGUGUGCACACACUCGCUGCGUACUGUUUUGAUUGUGUGUGUUGUUUAGGCACACACAAACACACAAUCAAAGCACGCUCAGUCAGUAACUGCUGCUGCCUGUACGGCACAACCAGCUGUUGGCACCGCUGACUACAUCCAGCAUCACUGGCAGCGCAAUAGGACGUGGCUUCAAACACCAGAGUCUCUCAACGCAAACAGACACACAGAGCGUUUCCACCUUCAGUUGUAUGAAUCUGUAAAAAUGAACAAAGCCAGGCAUGUUUUAUUUCUCCCAUUGCAUUGCCACCUGUAGCCUCGCUGAGAAACUUGUGCUCGCCCUCGAUCCUCCUCAACCUGUCACUGCCGUAUCAAAGUGGUCUUUAAAUACUGUGAUGUGUGUGUAAAGGUAACGUCUGCAGGAGGAGGCAGCACAGUGGACCUCAGACAGCUGAACACUACAGCAGGCAGUUGGGAUUUUAGGUGGGUUUGUCUGUUUUCUGUCUGCUGUCGGAGCACUGUGGUGGCAGCGCUCUGCUGUUUCUCUGGAGGCUGACUCAACAUGCUUUCCAUGGUUGUGUGAUUGUAAGUCAUGCCAAGUGUUGACUGUUCUGUAGAUAUUUUCUAAGACACUCAAGUUCUUGAUUUGGGAGGCGUGUGUAGAAUUCCUGUUUGAUUUUAUUGGCCUGUAAAGGAAACGUUCUUGUGUUCUUGGAGUGCCUGUCGCAGCUGCUACACACCUGUACAGACAAAGCUAUGGCUGUGGAAUAGGGACUCCCGUUAGUUGCUGCAAAAAAUCCUCUCUCCUUUACUGAACAUCUGUUCCAUGAGAGAGGUACUGUAUGUGUCAUAUUUAUGUUCAAAGUGCUUCAAUCCUUCCCAUCCAGUAAGUUCCUCUGUGGCCUCAUUUCUUCUUUCAUUUUGCUUUCUUGCCUUAUUUCUCUGUUUUUCCUUGUGUGUGCCAAACCGGAUCCUGUUGUUUUUUAAUUCUCUCUCUAUGUUUUAAGGAGGACUGUGCCUGAGUAAGAACGGUGAUAUACUUAUAUUCUACUGUAUAUUUAUCCACUAUUUUGACUUUUGUUGUCACUAAGUGAACCUCUUGUGCAGUGUAUGGUGCUGUGUUGUCACACAUUGUAAGCAACCUUUGCGUGCAUUACUGAUUUGUGAUUGUACGUCCAGUUAUCAGUCCUACAUCAUAUCCCAUGACCUUUCCACAAACAGGCUAAGGCCCUGCCUCUUUGCACAUGUUGACUGUUGUCUUUAAAACUCAGACAGAGUAACCUGAAAUGUUCUUAAUUUUCAUUGAAGUCUUCGGUGUUCUUCACGGUGAGGUGGAGGUGUCAGAUUUCAUGCAAACAUCUGUUGCCACUCGGUACGGUUCAGAGAAUUUCAUGCGAGGUGCGAGAUCUGACGGCUUUUUCUGCACAGUCCUCCACCAGCACUCAUUUCCCUCGUCUCACUGCGUUUCCGCCCUCCUGCCAAUGGCUUUGUUUUGCUUCAAACAUCCAUUUUCUUAAACACUGUUUGUCAAGACUGGUUGUCGCAAACAUGUCAUUUUUGAAUUUUUCAAUACUAUGUCUUUAAACAGCUGCAAUGCACGUCUUUUCAACAGGCAUUGGCAGCCUCAGACCAGCACAUGAUCCUUUCUAUGGAGUCUAAUACUACCACAGCUGAGUACAUAUCACUCCAGUCUGUUAGUGAUCUACAGCAUACAGAAUGGCCAUUGUUUACCCAGUAAAAACUGUUUAGUCAUUUUUAUAGUGCAUUGUUUCUUAUGUACAAAACAAACUGAGAAAAAAGAUGUUCGGUGGCAGUGUUUUAUGAAUUUGGUCUGCUAUAAGUAUGACUGUGCCUUUGGAGGUGGUAGAAUGCAAUUCAGAUGUUUUUAAUUUUAAAGAUAUAAAUUAAAAGAAUUUUUAAAAUUGCA